Messenger RNA from Ziziphus jujuba (common jujube), 4958 nucleotides. RefSeq names its product enhancer of mRNA-decapping protein 4. Bases 343 to 4674 code for a protein of 1443 amino acids. The transcript has 12 exons. Gene Ontology annotation, biological process: deadenylation-independent decapping of nuclear-transcribed mRNA. Lineage: Eukaryota; Viridiplantae; Streptophyta; Magnoliopsida; Rosales; Rhamnaceae. Gene Ontology annotation, cellular component: P-body. The record is from RefSeq and is a predicted model, not a curated record. Gene Ontology annotation, molecular function: protein binding.
UUUUUGGCCGAGUUUGUUUUAUUUAUUUUUUUAUUUAGCCUCUUUUUUUAAUUGUUAGAUUUAGAUUCAACCCAGGAAAAAAUAUGUAAGGGAAAAAAAAAAAAAAAAAAAGGAAACAAAACAAAAGAAGAACAAAGAGGAAUCCAAAUCUAAAGAAAGAAAGGAAGGGAAAAAAAAAAAAAAAAGGGAAAAACCGAAUCCAAAUCAUAUAGUCUGGAUCUGUUAUUUUGAUUUUUUUUUUUUUUUUUGGUUGGGGGGGGUUAUGGAUUCUUGAUCAUAAAAUUGUAUCUCUGUUAUUAAUUAGAUCAGUGGGGUACCAAUCACAAAAAAUCAUUACUUUCAAUGGCUUCCCCAACUGGAAUUAUUCCAAAUCCAAAUUUAAAUCCAAAUCAAAAUCAAAACCAAAAUCUAAACCAAACCCAGUUCCAGCUCCACCAUCACCAACAACAACAUCAGCAGCAACAAGCAGCUGGUGGAGGUCACUUUGAUAUGCAAAAGCUCUACAAACCCUCUUCUUCUUCUUCUUUAAGUCCCACCCCUUCACCUCCUCCUAUUUCCCCAAACAUCAAUCUCAACACAACUCCUUCUCUUCCUUCUUCUUCUUCUCCUUCUUCUUCUUCAUAUCCUACCACUUCCUCUUCUUCUUACCCUCCUCCAACUGGUCCUUCUUACCCAUUUCAUCCCCAGUACCUUCCUUACCAUCAUCAGCAACAUCUAAACCACCACCUUCCCAACAUUUCCAUGCAGCCACCGACCCAACAGCAGAGACCCAUUUCCUACGCACCCACUUCCCCAAAUUCAAACAUCACAGGCGGUGCCCGCUUGAUGGCCCUCUUGAGCAACCAAAAGCCUCCCGAUUUGCAGUCUACGGCGACUGUCCCUUUCUCCUCCUCGGCGACGUCCAGUCCUCAACUGCCGCCCGACUUCUCAGUCUCCUCGUCGUCGUCGACGACGACCCCUUCGGCUCCGCCUCUCAGUUUGGCGACCCAGCAGAACCCCACCACAGCCACCCCAAUGAGGUUGCCUAGCAGAAAAGUUCCCAGGGGACGACAUUUGAUAGGCGAGAGAGUCGUUUACGACAUCGAUGUCAGAUUGCUAGGUGAAGUUCAGCCUCAGCUGGAAGUUACUCCCAUCACCAAAUAUGGCUCCGAUCCUGGUCUCGUUCUUGGCCGUCAGAUUGCGGUCAACAAAUCUUAUAUAUGUUAUGGACUCAAGCUUGGUGCGAUCCGGGUUCUUGAUAUAAAUACUGCUUUGCGAGCUUUGCUUCGUGGCCAUAACCAGAGAGUGACAGAUAUGGCUUUCUUUGCUGAGGAUGUUCACCUUUUGGCCAGUGCGAGUGUUGAUGGGCGGGUUUUCAUAUGGAGGAUUGCUGAAGGCCCAGAUGAGGAGGACAAACCUCAAAUUACUGGGAAAAUUGUUGUUGCCAUCCAGAUAGUAGGAGAGGGAAAACCAGUCCAUCCAAGACUCUGUUGGCAUCCUCACAAACAAGAAAUUUUAGUGUUCGCAAUUGAGAACCGUAUCCUGAAAAUUGAUACGACAAAAAUCGGAAAAGGGAAAAUGUUUUCAGCUGAGGAACCGCUUAAAUGUCCCCUUGAUAAGCUGGUUGAUGGGGUCCAGUUAGUUGGUAACCAUGAUGGUGAAAUUACUGAGUUGUCAAUGUGCCAGUGGAUGAAGAGCCGGUUAGCUUCAGCAUCAGUAGAUGGCACGGUGAAGAUUUGGGAGGACCGUAAAGCGCCACCAAUUGCUGUGCUAAGACCUCAUGAUGGUCAACCUGUCAAUUCUGUGACAUUCUUAACUGCUCCUCAUCGCCCUGAUCACAUUGUUCUUAUCACAGCGGGCCCACUGAAUAGGGAAGUGAAGAUGUGGGCCUCUGAAAGUGAGGAGGGAUGGUUGUUGCCUAGUGAUACAGAAUCAUGGCAGUGUACUCAGACUCUGUAUAUUAUGAGUUCUGCAGAAACCAAGGCUGAGGAUGCAUUCUUUAAUCAAGUUGUUGCACUGCCUCGUGCAGGCCUAUUUCUACUUGCAAAUGCCAAAAAGAACGCCAUAUAUGUUGUGCAUAUUGAAUAUGGGUCUAAUCCAACUGCAACCCGAAUGGAUUACAUCGCUGAAUUCACCGUCACAAUGCCCAUCUUGAGUCUUACUGGGACUAGUGAUAGUUUACCAGAUGGAGAUCUUGGCGUUCAGGUCUACUGUGUUCAAACACAAGCUAUUCAGCAGUAUGCACUGGACUUAUCUCAGUGCUUGCCACCUCCUAUAGACAACACUGAGUUGGAGAAAGCAAAUCCCAGUGCUUCUCAAGCUUUUGAUGCUUCUGAUGGUUCUGCUGUUUUUGAAUCACUACAGACAAGUGAAGCAUCAGAAAUAUCUGUUGGUAAUUUGUCUUCUAUGCCUUAUAUGAGCUCUGAAAGUUCUCUAUUAACUGUCCAGCCUGUAAAGUUGGCUUCUUCUGAUCCUAAAAGCUUACCUGACGUUGCUUCUUCUGGAAUUAAUGCUGAGCCAAUACCUUUGCCAUCUCAUAGUGGAAUUGAAAACUUGCAUCCUCCAUCACCUCCUCUUCCUUUAAGUCCAAGGUUGUCCAGGAAUUUAUCUGGUUUUAGGAGUUCUGGGAAUAGCAUUAUCAGUGAUCAUGGUAGUGACCAGUCAAUUCUUGUUCAUUCAUUUGACCAGAGAAUGGACUCUGUCAAAGAUAACAAUGCUGAUACAUCUUCCUCACGUGACAACCAGAGGAAGGGGGAUAAAAAUGGCGCAGAGGAUGAUAAUUCUGUGCUUCCUAGUUCUUCUGCAGUGUUUAAACGUCCAACCCAUCUGGUAACUCCAUCUGAGAUACUAGCUGUAUCUGCUUCAUCUUCUGAGAAUUCUCAGUUUGGUCAGGGUAUGGGUGUCGUGGAGGCAAAGGUUCAAGAUAUUGUUAUCAGCAAUGAUGCAGAUAGCAUAGAAAAAGAGGUUAAAGUUAUUGGUGAAAUGCAAACCGGUAACAAUAUUGAGUCUGAUGUCCAUGGGGAAGCCCAGGUUAUCCCAGCAGAGAAAAAGGAAAAAUCAUUUUACUCCCAGGCCUCUGGUCUUAGCUUUCAGGUGGCAAGAGACUGUUGUGUGGAAACAUAUAGUGGAGAGGGUGUUCUGCAGGGUAAUAAUGUUGGUGUUACAAAGGCACUAGAGCAACCUCCAACCACCAGUGAGGAAGAAGUUCAAGAUUCAAAAGCUGGUGAGUUAGAAGCUUCAGCAACUGUUUUGCCGCCCCCUGUGCAAGCUUCGAAAGGCAAAAGGCAGAAGGGGAAAAAUUCUCAAGUAUCUGCUUCAUCUUCCCCUUCUCCAAGCCCUUUUAACUCCACCGAUUUAUCCAAUGAACCAGAUGGAAGUUCAGGUGCUUCAGCUGCAGCAGCUACCUUUCCCCAGUUAUCAACUAUGAAAGAUACGCUGGAUCAGUUGAUGAGUAUGCAAAAAGAACUGCAGAAGCAGUUGAAUGUGAUGGUUUCUGUCCCAAUUACGAAAGAAGGUCGACGACUAGAGGGAUCCUUGGGCCGGAGUUUGGAGAAAGUUGUCAAGGCUAACACAGAUGCUUUGUGGGCUCAUUUCCAAGAAGAAAAUGCUAAGCAGGAAAAGUUAGAACGAGACCGUACACAGCAAAUAAUGAACUUGAUGACCAAUUUUGUAAACAAGGACUUGCAGGCCAUGUUGGAGAAAAUUCUGAAGAAGGAAAUAGCUGCAGUUGGACCAGCUGUAGCUCGUGCAGUUACUCAAAUUCUGGAGAAAACCGUAAAUUCAGCAAUCACUGAGUGCUUCCAGAAAGGAGUCGGAGAAAAGGCAGUGAGUCAGUUGGAGAAAUCAGUUCAUUCAAAACUUGAAGCAACUGUGGCUAGGCAAAUUCAGUCACAGUUUCAAACUUCUGGAAAGCAAGCUCUUCAGGAUGCAUUGAGGACUAGUUUAGAAGCAUCAAUGAUUCCGGCAUUUGAGAUGUCAUGUAAAAACAUGUUUGAGCAAGUUGAUGCCACAUUACAGAGAGGGCUUAUCAAACAUACAGUUGCUGCUCAGCAACAGUUUGAGUCCACACAUUCUCCACUGGCUGUUACUCUGAGGGAUGCAAUUAAUUCAGCAUCAACAAUCACCCGAACCUUGAGUGGUGAAUUAGCGGAUGGCCAACGAAAACUGUUAUCCUUUGCCACUGCAGGUGCCAACUCGAAAGCAACAAGUACCUUGGCAACACAGCUAAGUAAUGGACCAUUGCCUGGUCUACAUGAGAUGGUUGAGGCACCUGUUGACCCAAUUAAAGAACUAUCUAGAUUGGUUGCCGAGCAGAAAUUUGAGGAAGCAUUCACUGCUGCCCUGCACAGGAGUGAUGUCUCGAUAGUUUCCUGGUUAUGUUCUCAGGUGGAUUUACAGAGGAUCUUGUCACUAGUGCCACUCCCACUAAGCCAAGGAGUUCUUCUGGCCCUUCUUCAGCAAUUGGCGUGUGAUAUUAGCAAUGAUACACCUAAAAAGCUGGCAUGGAUGACAGAUGUAGCUGUCGCCAUAAAUCCAACAGACCCAAUGAUCGCAUUGCAUAUCCGACCCAUCUUUGAACAGGUCUAUCAGAUACUGAGUCAUCACCGGAACAUACCCACUAUCUCGCCUUCAGAAGCAAGCAGCAUUCGCCUUCUUACGCAUGUAAUCAACUCUGUGUUAAUGAGCUGUAAAUGAUUAUUGUUGGCCCUUAUUAGCCCUGUAAGCGGAAAGAUAAAAUUUGUUGUAUAGAAAACCAAGUGUAGGAAGUUAAGGGGUGGGAGAGAAGGAUACGUUUGUUCAGAUGGGUUUGGAUUGUUGAUGAUUUGUGUAAAAUAGUUUCCAUUAAUGUUUUGCAACGCUUUUCUUUUGAUUGUACACAACCCAUUGUUAUUACCCUCCUUUAUCAGUGGAUGUAACAUAAGACUUGCGCACCUGUAUAUAUAUAUAUAUAUAUAUUAUCUAUUAGUAUGUUUAUGUAA